Onychomys torridus (southern grasshopper mouse) is the source of this 869-nucleotide messenger RNA. RefSeq names its product testis, prostate and placenta expressed (gene Spmip8). The record is from RefSeq and is a predicted model, not a curated record. Lineage: Eukaryota; Metazoa; Chordata; Mammalia; Rodentia; Cricetidae. The transcript is spliced from 8 exons. The coding region runs from base 88 to 738 and encodes 216 amino acids.
GCCCAUCUCCCUUCCUCUGCCUGCUGAGCAGCAGAAAAGAAAGGCCUUCCCUGCCUGUGCACCGGGGCCUGGCCCUGCAGACGAGCGAUGGCCCGCAUCAUCGACCUGGAGCCCUGGGACGAUGGCUCCGCCCACGUGUACGCUUCGCCAGCCUUCCUCCUCCCCAUAGAGCGCGUGCGUAACCCACUGGCCGGUGUGAAGCACCAACUCUACCACCCGCUCCUGCCCACCCUGCGGCGCAUGGAUAUGGACUCUGUCAGGGGCUGCCUCUCGGAUGAACACUGCCAGUCUUCCACCUACUGCUCCAAAGAUGACUUUAACAAGGCCCACUUCACACUCCUGGGAGUCCCCAACAAACCCCUGCAAUGUCUGGACUUCACAGCGACCGGCCGGAAGCUCUGUCACAAGUACCGCGAAGGAAAGAUGGUGCCCAUCGCGCCAGGCAUCAACCGGGUCGACUGGCCCUGUUACACGCGUGCCAUUGAAGAUUGGUCUAAAUUCGUGUCCAGGUCUGGGGAGUUCAAGCUGCCUUGCGCCAACAAGAGGGUGGAGAGUUUCAGUGGCUACGCGGUGCGGUACUUGAAGCCUGACGUGACCCAGAACUGGAGGUACUGCCUCAACCAGAACCCCAGCCUGGACCGCUAUGGACAGAAGCCCAUGCCUUUCGACUCGCUGAACGCAUUCCGACGCUUUGGCUCCCACUACAGUCGUGUUAACUAUCUGACUCCCUGGCAUUAAUCUGGGGGGGAAAAGGCUGAUCCCUCUGUGGAUGGACUGUGCCACCUCAGGUCCCCUAGCAGGACAUAGGGCAUAUGGUGGCACCACCCAUCUCCCCAGGAGUUCAGUUCAAGAAAUAAACAUAAUGCUUC